Toxotes jaculatrix (banded archerfish) is the source of this 2458-nucleotide messenger RNA. RefSeq names its product nectin-2-like. The transcript has 8 exons. The coding region runs from base 73 to 963 and encodes 296 amino acids. The record is from RefSeq and is a predicted model, not a curated record. Lineage: Eukaryota; Metazoa; Chordata; Actinopteri; Toxotidae.
GUUCUGCAGCGUUGGUGUGGCAAAUAUCGCGUGUUUGUCCUGACUCUGUUCAGACUAUGUUCCUGUUAAUAAAUGGAAAAUUGCGUAAUUUUUUUAGACGUUUCUCCGUUUGCCACGCUGCUUUUUUUCCGGUGUAAUCGACAGUUAAACCGGAGACUUCUCUGCAACUCUUUGAGCACAAUGAAAACUUGCUGCCUCUCACCUCUCCUCCAGCUGAAGUUGAUUUACAUCACAUUACUCCCGGUUCUGGAGGCACAACGAGUCGAAGUUUGGCCUGAAGUGAUUGGAUACCUCGGGCACGAUGUCACCUUGCCAUGCCGGUUCAUCCAAGGAGCAGACAACGCCAGUGUUACACUGGUUCAGUGGAACCUCCUGCAACCACCGAGAAAUUCAGUCACCAUUGUUGUUUUCGAUAGAAUGCAUGGAAUGGCUAUUCAUAAUUCUUCUCUAAAUGGGAGAGUGAUGAUUGUAGGACAAUCGCUGACAAUUAAAGACGUUGAACUGAGAGACGCAGGGUCAUACAUGUGCUCCGUUGCAACCUUCCCCAGUGGCUCAUUUGAAGGAACAACCAAACUCAUUGUUCAAGAACAGAUGCCGUUAUCAUCAGGGAUGGUUUCUGCUAUAGUGGCUGCUGUUGCAAUGCUCUUAGGCAUAGUGGCAGCCUUAGCUUACCUCCUCUUCAUAAGGUGUAAUUCUUCAGUCAGACACAAUGUCAUCAUUGAUACAGGUGGUACGGUGAUGGAUGUGGCCAGGCCAUCUGAUGCUGUGAGUGAAGAGACUCCGGAUGUGGUCUACACUGCCGUCAAGCUCUCACCAUCCAGAAGUGCAACACGCUCAUCCAGUUACAAACACUCAGACACCAUGUGUGAUGAUGUCACAUACGCUAAGACUCAAGAUGUGAUCUACACUGACAUCAAGCCCACACCGUCCAGAGAUGCAACGCCCAGAGACCACGUAUGGUGAUGUCACAUAUGCCAAGGUUAUAGCUCGGCGUCAGAAACCCCAAUGGGGGGUGGGAUUUUAAAAAAUAGAAAAAAAAGAAGAAAAAAGAAUUUAAGAAAAAAGUGAUGUAAUAGAAGUAAAAGCAUGAACAAUGUCGAUGAAGCUACAAUAUUUAUGUUAUUUAUUGGUUAUUUUAUAACCAGAUAAAAAAUAUAUCUGAUGCUUUUUAUUAUUUGUCACUUUAAAUUAUUUUGUCCCUGUCGAGAUCCUGUAGGAAUGAUGACUCCAUUUUUCUAGUGAUCUGAUUGGUCAGUAGUCAGGGUGUUGACAGAUUUUGAUCUGAUCCUCCGAAGUUAACAGCAAGCAGGUUAGGUCUGCCAUGGUAGUGUAACCUGGUAAGAAGUGAACUACUGUUGUUGCCCUGAAAACCUAGGGUUAAACCUGAAGUUCCUAAAGUCAUGCCACUAGCAUGGCUAAUAACAAACAUACACAAGAAGGUUUUUUUUUUUAUAUCUGGUGCCAUUUAGUCUGUGGAUCAGUUUCUGAAAUUGCAUUGAGGAACAGUACAAGCAGACACAGCCACAGGGAGCAAUUUUCUGCAAACCUCCAACAUUCGUUUUUAUCUUGCCAUCAUGUGAAACAGAAAAAACACUUGCACGGUGCUAGCAUGUUUUUAGUUGUCACAAUCUCCACUAUGACUGAAAAACACAUCCUCUAAAGGACAAAGGUAGUCAGGCAAGGAAGCACAAAGUUAUACAAAUGGAGAACUAAUUCAACAAUGCAAAAACCUUUAUGGCAUAUCAGUGUUUGCAAGAGGUAGAAGUGUUGACAGAUUUUAAAAGUGACGCCAACAUUCUGGACGCCCAUUUUAUCGUGAUUUUCGAAUUGGACAUCAUGAUGUUUAGAGACUAUGAUAUGUGUGUCUUUCUGUUAGUUACUAACCAGCAUUUGCACAUGAGCCUUAUUUAGGGAAAAGUGUUUUAUAAGUCAGAGUAAGUCUGGGGUGGUUGUACACUUUCAAACUGUUCUUCCCUAAUUCAGCUUAUUUCCUCAAACUUGCAUACAGCAAAAUCAAUAACUGCAAAUCACGAUGCUGUACUGUCUGUGCAGACACUGAUGGUAAUAGUUGUAGUAGUUUUUAAUUGUAUCCUGUAGUAGUUUUUAAUUGUAACAUCUCAUAGUCAUUGUCCUAAAGCUGCCAGAGUGUGUUGCAGCCUGAGCGUACCUUAUGCAAGAAGGUGACAAAAUACAGUUUGCAGAGUUUCAUCAUUUUCUGACAGCAUCAUUUUGUGGGUGUGAAGUACACUCACAAUGUUGCCAGAACAUGUGAAAACAUAAUCUGCUUCAUUCUCCAUUUUGCUGUGGGGACAUGAAAGUGUUUAUGUGUUGGCUUGUGUGUAUGUUAAGCAAUGCCUGCUUUUGGAAUAUGUGAGCACUGUAGACAGAAAUGACACAGCAUACUUCUGCAUCUUAUCUUUUUGUGUGGAGCUUUUGUUGCUGAAUAAAGUUGCAUUUU